CCGCAUGCCUGCCCACUGCUCAAAUAAAGCGUCGUCAGACGACCGGGUGCGAUCAUGGCGAUGGUCGCAGAGAACCAUCAGCCACCGGCGCAGUCGCUGCGGCUGGUCCUGGCGCCGCCGCCGCCUCCUCCUCCUCCUCCCCUGCCGCUGGCGUACAAGCACCAUUGCAAGGUGUGCAAGAAGGGGUUCAUGUGCGGCCGCGCGCUGGGUGGCCACAUGAGGGCGCACGGCAUCGUCGACGACGACGACGGGGCUAGCCGUGACGACACGAUUGAUGAUGAUGACUUGCAGUCGUCUCCAUAUGAUGGUGGUGGCGGUGAGCCAUCGGAGAUGAUGACCGGGAGCCCCACGACAGCGACAACGACGACUAGACAUAUGUACGCUUUACGGACCAAUCCUGGGCGACUGAGAAACUGCAGGGUAUGCGAAAACUGCGGGAAGGAAUUCAACUCAUGGAAGAUGUUGCUAGAUCAUGGUAGGUGCAGCUUCGUUGAGGAAGAUCAUCUCGAUGGCUUGCCCCAUUCAUCGGCAUACCAUGACUGCGGCGAUGAUGGGGAGGACGAUGGUGAGGAUAUAGGUUUAGCCCCAGAGUGGUCUAAAGGAAAGCGCUCCCGACGUGCUAAAGUGAUGAGUGUUGGGACUGGCUCUGUGUCUGAAGUACAGCCAUCGGCCCCGUCGACAGAAGAGGAAGAUCUUGCCAACUUUCUAGUGAUGCUCUCCUCAUCAUCAUCGUCACGUGCUACGCAGCCCAUUGUCGUAGAUACGGACCAAGAGUCUUGUGCGUCAGCUAACAAGGCAGAGGAGAGAAGCAUGAUUUUGGUGCCACAACCAAUCUCAAUAGCCGCACCUGUGAUGGCUCAAAUGACGGUGAUCGCUCCACAAGUGGUGCCACAUCACGUUCCAACCGUGCCACGCGGUAUGUUUGAGUGCAAGGCCUGCAAGAAAGUAUUUUCAUCGCACCAAGCGCUCGGUGGUCACCGUGCUAGCCACAAGAAGGUAAAAGGUUGUUUCGCCGCCAAGCUCGAGAGCAAUCGUAAUGAGAAUCAGCAGCAACAACAGCACGUCGCAGCUGCUCCUCAAGAGAAUAACAAGGCUACUACCUCCCAUGCCAUCCCAGAAAUCGGUACGGACGCAAGCAUGUUAAGUCCCAAUGUCGAUGCUGAUAUCAAGGGGAAGAGUGCUGGCAUAGACGAAGUUGUCAUUGCCACCCCUGUGUCGGAUAUGGCCAUGACGAUGGCGGUCGACAACCUUGCACCAGCAUUAGGCCCGGCCACCGUCUCUCCAUUUAAGAAAAAAGGGAAGGUGCAUGAGUGUUCAAUCUGUCACCGGGUGUUCACGUCAGGGCAAGCCCUUGGUGGCCACAAGCGAUGCCACUGGCUCACGUCGAGCUCGACAGACCCACUCACGAAGCUCCAGCCCAUUGCCCAAGACCAUGCCAUGGUGGCCGCCAUGUGUCACCAGCUCACCCUUGGCCGCCCAAUAUUCGAUGCUUGCGACCAGCGCAUCCUAGAUCUCAACAUACCCACAAAUCCGUUGACUGAGGCCAGGCAGCAACAGGCUGCAGGGCUCAACGACGGCGCGCUAUGUCUCAACGCCGCCGCCGCCGCGGCGUCGGUGUACUUGCAGUCGUGGACAGGUCACAGCAACGGGAGCCAGGUGAACAAAACUACCGUGACGAGCAGCCGCGUGAACGACGCAGCGGGUGACGUGGCCACAGAGGACGAAGCGGACAGCACGAGCGCCAAGAGAGCCAAGAUCGGUGACCUCAAGGACAUGAACGUGGCAGGGGAGUCGAUGCCCUGGUUGCAGGUUGGCAUUGGAAUUUCGUCGGAGAGCAAAGAAAAGAGCACGCAGGAGUGAUAGGGAGAUGACAAUGGUUUCACAACCGUGAUCAACUGGUCAUGCAGAUUAACGAACGAAGAAACUAAUUAAUUACUUAAUUAACUAGUGCUAAUUCGAUUGGUAUAUAUAUACUCUAGUGUACGUACUAUAUCAAUUCUUUAUAUGAUUGGGAUAUAUAUAUGUAUACAUCCAAUGUAAUAUAUUAGCAGUAUAGGGAUCAAUUAUUGUGUUCCUAUGGUAUGAGGCAACAUUUAGUGAACGUAUUGUUAGGGGACUGUAAAUUAAUAGGCUAGCAAGCUUGAUUCUAAAAGGUUUCCUUGCUGUACGAUCCUUUUAGGAGCCUUGUGUCUAGUUUCCCCCUCAUUUUCCUUAA
Molecule: messenger RNA, 2215 nt
Organism: Oryza brachyantha (malo sina)
Lineage: Eukaryota; Viridiplantae; Streptophyta; Magnoliopsida; Poales; Poaceae
Exons: 1
Coding region: 55-1860 (601 amino acids)
Source: RefSeq, a predicted model, not a curated record